AUGUUUCGCAUACCGUCAAGAACUCUAAGGACUUUUGGUCCAUCGCUCAAGCGAGCACCGGUCGGUGUGCGCUUCUCGUCAACGCAGACAUCGACGUCCAGUAAUGCUCGUUAUGUCUGGGCAUCCGCAGCAGUUAUUGGCACUGGCACUGGUGUUUAUCUCUUCAGCGGUAAAGGCGCGGCGAAAACAUUAACAAAUGAAGUCCCCAACCUGAAGGAGUUCUCCUCGGAGAAUCAAAUCCCGACCAAUUCACCUGUCAAGGAGCUCAUCAUGGAGGACGCAGAUGCCAAGCUGCGUGAAGAUGCUCACACUUUUGUCUUCGACGGGAACGGAGGCGUCAGAGGACGAGUGGACUUUGCUCGUCUUGGCAGCAAUAAUCCGAUGGAGGAUGAAUGGGAUCUCAAGAUAGCCAAGGGCGUCGGCGGAACGAACACCCUGUAUGCUGGAGUUUACGAUGGACAUGCAGGAUGGGCAACAUCUAAAGUGUUAAGAGCUGCUCUUGUCCCAUACGUGUCGAAUGCUUUGUCAAACAUCACACCCACCAGCUCAAAUGAGCUAGUAGACGAUGCAAUCAAGAAGGCAUUCGUCCGUCUUGACGAUCGUAUCUUCAACCGAGCACAAGAAGCGCUCGAAUCAGGCCAAGACCAAGGCUCUGCCUCUGUCAUCAUCGCCGUCGCACCCGCCAUAGCUGGAUCUUGUGCCCUCCUAACAAUGUACGAGCCCAAGACCUCCACUUUACGCACCGCUGUCGCAGGCGACUCCCGUGCUGUUCGCGGCAUGUGGUCUCCCAACACAAUCAAAUACGAAGUAGAUGUUCUGAGCAAAGACCAAACUGGCUUCAACCAGGACGAGGUUGAAAGGCUCGAUAAGGAGCACCCUGGAGAGAUCAAGGACAUGAUUAACCCUGAGUCCGGUCGACUCUUUGGAAUGGCAAUCACAAGAGCGUUUGGCGAUCACAGGUGGAAAUGGCCAGAAGAAUUCAUUCGCAAAGUUAAGCACGAUUUCUACGGUACUGCACCGCGACCAAGUGCCAAGACGCCGCCUUACAUGACAGCCCGACCGGAAGUAACAACAAGAAAGAUCCAGACGGAAGACUUCGUAAUUCUCGCGUCCGACGGUCUUUGGGAUAUGAUGAGCAACGAGGACGCCGUGUCGUGCGUGUCGCGCUGGCUAGUCGCCAAGAAGAACGGCAAGCCCGAACCCUUCAAGGAGACCAAGUUUGAGGGAAGAUUGGAAGACGGAUGGGUAGCCACGCCAGAGCAUCAGGUCAUUGAGGAUCUGGACAACGCGGCUGUUUGCUUGGUCAAGAAUGCUCUUGGAGGAUCAAGACGGGGACUGUUUCUGGGAGCGAUGACGACGUAUCCGCCCAUGAGCCGGAAUGUGAGGGAUGACAUGACUGUGCAGGUUAUCUUCUUCAAGGAUCCUUACGAGAAGAACUAG
This is a messenger RNA of Fusarium proliferatum ET1, 1440 nucleotides long. RefSeq lists its product as uncharacterized. Bases 1 to 1440 code for a protein of 479 amino acids. Gene Ontology annotation, molecular function: protein serine/threonine phosphatase activity; cation binding. The transcript is spliced from 2 exons. Gene Ontology annotation, biological process: protein dephosphorylation. The record is from RefSeq and is a predicted model, not a curated record. NCBI's taxonomy places the organism in Eukaryota, Fungi, Ascomycota, Sordariomycetes, Hypocreales, Nectriaceae.